Molecule: messenger RNA, 3266 nt
Organism: Cydia fagiglandana
Lineage: Eukaryota; Metazoa; Arthropoda; Insecta; Lepidoptera; Tortricidae
Gene: Vang
Product: vang-like protein 1
Exons: 6
Coding region: 367-2010 (547 amino acids)
Biological process (GO): multicellular organism development; Wnt signaling pathway, planar cell polarity pathway; establishment of planar polarity
Cellular component (GO): plasma membrane
Source: RefSeq, a predicted model, not a curated record
CGUAUAUUUCAACUUGUGUGCGAGUGAGAUGUACUACGAGAAAUUUUGCGAAUACGCACAUUUAAUUUUGCAGCGUGGUUGUAAUGUGAUUUCGCCCGAGCAACCCAUAAAACGACGCUUUUAUGUGAAAAUCCCGUAAUUAUUGAUAAUGCAGCGUUAAUUUCACCUUAAACGCAUGAAAAUCGAAAACCAGCGAUGCUUUCUGUGAUAGCAAAGGCAGACAUUGUUCGUGUUAAGUUUGAAAAUUAGUGUUCCGUGUGCAGAGUUCCGUGAAGCGCUGGGCAUUUUAAUUGCCCUCGGUGAUUUCAUUAGUGCAGGAAGAAUGUGGUUGUGGUUGCAGAGGGUCGCUGAUGGGUGAGUCGCACGAUGGAGACGGAAUCCGUGCGCUCUGAGCUGAGCAGUCGGUCGCGGCGCAGCUCGAGGCAUCGGCAGCACACGCACAGGAGUACCCGAAGUUCAAAAUCCCAGAGAAAAGACGGCAGUGACAUAAUGGCUCCCUUUCAAACCAGUGUUAACAUCAACCCAGAGACCGGCCGGGACGGCCAAGAAGUCAUCGAAGUCCAAAUUCUUCCGCAGGAUGAGAACUGGGGCGAAAACACUACUGCCGUUACUGGAAACACAUCAGAAGGCUCACAAUCCAUGGAGGAUGUCAGCAACUGGCCUAUAGAGUCCGAUAGCGGGAUCGGAUUCAUGUGCUCAAGAUAUUUCGGGACCACUGUAGCUCUAGGGCUUUCUUUUGUUUCCUUUGUGAGCCCGUUGGCUAUGGUUGUGUUACCAAAGAUUGGAUUCUUUCCCGGACUGACUGAUAACAUAGCGAUACAGCCAAGCCAAAGAAUGCAGCUUUUAUCCUGUACUGCAGAAUGCAAAGGGAUCCUACUCUCUUUAGCAUUUAAAUUAGUUUUACUUGCCAUCGGAGUAUGGGCAGUGUUCCUACGGCCUCGCAAUGCAAUUCUCCCGAGGAUUUUUGUCUUUAGAGCUACAACUUUAGUGAUUCUCGCUGUAUGUACAUUCUCAUACUGGCUAUUCUACAUUGUUCAAAUAACUGAAGCCACUAAAGCGUUAGCAUUAGGUGAAGAAGCUGUGGAUUACAGUGCUUUAGUGUCCUAUGUAUCAAGCUUCGCUGAUACUUUGCUGUUCAUACACUAUAUAGCCGUAAUACUCAUGGAGAUUCGUCACCUAGAGCCGGUGUAUUACAUAAAGAUAGUCCGGAGCCCUGACGGAGAGAGCAAGUCGUACUGUAUAGGACAGCUCAGCAUACAGCGGGCGGCUGUGUGGGUACUGCAGAAGUAUUAUACUGAGUUCCCGAUAUACAAUCCUUAUUUGGAGAAGAUUCCUAUUUCAAAGUCACAAAGGAAACAGUCCAGCAUAAAGUUUUACGAGGUGGAUGGCAACUCGACGACGCAGGCGCCGCGCUCCACGACGGGCUCCUGCACGGGCUCGCGGCGCCGCGACUCGGGCUCCGCGCACAACGAGCGCUACUACGAGGAGGCGGAGCGCGAGCGCCGAGUCCGCAAGCGGCGCGCCCGGUUGUUGAGCGCCGCGGAAGACGCCUUCGCUCAUGUGCGGCGCGUGCGCGUCGCGGCCGCCAACGGAGCCCUGGGGCCGAGGGAAGCCGCUCAAGCUGUGUUCCCGUCAUUAGCGCGCGCCCUCCAAAAGUACCUGCGCGCGACCCGGCAGCAGCCGCGGCACUCGGCGGAGGGCGUGCUGGCGCACCUCGGCCGCUGCCUGGCGCGCGACGCCUCGCCGCGCGCCUUCCUCGAGCCCUUCCUCGUGGAGGCGCCCGUGCUGGCGGCCGAGCGGGAGGCGAGGCCGCUGCAGCGCUGGGCGCUCAUAUCCGACGACCUGCUGGCCAGGCCUCUAGCGGAUAACCAGGACUUCCAGUUGAGACAGGGUGACAUCUCCCUGAUCUGCUCCAUCCGCCAGCUGCCCAAGUUCCACAUCUCGGAGGAGGUGGUGGACCCGAAGAGCAACCGCUUCGUCCUGCGACUCAACUCCGAGACCUCCGUCUGACAGGAGCUGUGGCCCGACAGGCUGGUAUGACACGAGGAAUUCAUUUAGGCUUGCUAAAGGUACCUCUUUCUUAUGCCUAACCUAGUUUUAUACUAGACUCGAAGACCAACCAUUUUGUACUGUGGUUAAACUGAAAAACUGGGAUGGAACUGUUGUAGUCAUAAGCUGGUAUAACAUGAGGAAUUCAUUUAGACAUUCAAAUCCACAGAACACCUAGUUUCAAAAGAAGUAGUAUAGAGCAAUUUUUUCAUGAAACCGAUGCUGCCAAAAAUACGGGGGAGCGGGGGACGAGGUGAGCGAGUCCCGCGCCGUGAUUGGUCCGUUCAAAGACAAAUGGAGUAAAACUACCGUAUUUGUGGCAGAGGCGGUAUAUAGCGCGACUAGGUAUUAGGUAAUGCUAUGCCUGGAGGGUGUCUUGUCUGUGUGCUAAAGGUACCUUUCUUGUCUAAGCAAGUUUAACAUUAGACCCUAAGACCAUGCAUUUUGUAUUGUGAUCUGUAAACUCAGAAACCGUCUGACAGAUGUGGUCUGAUAAGCUUGUAGGACAUGAGGAAUUCAUUUAGGUUUAGGUAAAAGCAAAUGUUAUUAGAAAUUUGCUCUCUGGACGCUGUUACAGGAGUUUUCACUGAAAUGCGUACUUUUUACUUUUCCUUGAGCAUUACAAUUUGUACGUUCUGCUCAGCCACAAAUAUAAAUGAGAUUAUCAUUAGCUCCCUAUUAUGUUGAUAAAAUGUGUGUGAAAGUGAACGAUUCAAUUUGUAGGCAAAAUGCUUCAUUGCUGGUCAUAUCAAUUAGGUAACUGGGGACAAAGGUUUGAGAAACCCAUUUGUACAAUAUCAAAAUCUUGUAAAAUUGACCUCAUAAGAUUCAUAAUGAACUGAUACUUAACUGCUUGAAAUAAAGUCUGAUUUACAACGCCGCGCAUAUUUUAGACGCCAUUUUGUAACUAAAUGCAUUUAAAUGUAAACUUUAAAUUAAUUUCGUUAUUGAUAUGUACAUUUUUGUGUCAUAUUUUAGUAUAGUUUAGUCGUAAGGUUAUGCACAAAUUAUACUUUAAUGUAAGUAGGCUAGAUUUUACGAUUACAGUGAUGGUUUGCCUUUUAUUUGAUAUUUAGUAAGAUUAUUAGAAAAUUAAUGACUAGGAGACUUUAAUCUAGGUUGAAUAUAUAAAUUAAGAUAUCAGCGCCGAAUCUCACAAUAAACUUGACAUGAACGAAAACAUUAUAUUAGGGGUCAUCCAUUAAUUACAUCACACG